This is a messenger RNA of Telopea speciosissima, 3542 nucleotides long. RefSeq names its product ubiquitin carboxyl-terminal hydrolase 2-like. Gene Ontology annotation, biological process: protein deubiquitination. Gene Ontology annotation, molecular function: cysteine-type deubiquitinase activity; cysteine-type endopeptidase activity; zinc ion binding. The transcript has 3 exons. Bases 133 to 3312 code for a protein of 1059 amino acids. Lineage: Eukaryota; Viridiplantae; Streptophyta; Magnoliopsida; Proteales; Proteaceae. Gene Ontology annotation, cellular component: nucleus; cytosol. The record is from RefSeq and is a predicted model, not a curated record.
UCUCUCUCUCUUCAAACACUAAUGCAUAUCGAUUGAAGACUCUUCAAGUAAUCUCGGUUGCUUCUGCAUUCAGAUUUCUAGUUGACUUGAAGAUCUUAGUGUGCUCGGUUUUGUUGGAUUCAUCUAGUACUAAUGGGGAAAAAGGCUAAAAAGAAGACACGAAGCACUCAGAAGGAGAAGCCGGUUUCCUCUGCUUCUCCUAAAACCAUUCCCCCGAACUUGAAUCCAACGGAUGGGAUUGAAGGUGCUGGAGUAGUAGUUAAUGAGAGAAAGGCAUGUACCCAUCUCAGUAAGGGUGUUGAUUUGGGUAAAAUUUCUUCAAAAAUUGGUUCAGUGGAAUCUGUUAGGUGCGAAGAUUGUAGGGAAGAUGCGGUUGAUCGGAGGUCAGGUAAGGGAAGGAGUAAAGCUGGGAAGAAGAAAGGAACAGGUCAAAUAAAUGCAAAGUCAGAUUCAAAAUCCAUUUGGGUCUGCUUGGAUUGUGGGCAUUUUGCUUGUGGAGGGAUUGGUUUGCCAACAACUCCCCAAAGUCAUGCUGCUAGGCAUGCCAGACAAUAUCGUCAUCCCUGUGUGAUUCAAUUUGACAACCCUCAACUCCGCUGGUGCUUCCCAUGUAAUUCACUAAUUCCUGUAGACAGACUAGAAGACAAUGGUGAGCAGAAAGAUAUCUUAUUGGAUGUUGUGAAAUUGAUCAAGGGUCAAUCCUCUGCAGGGGCUUCACCUGAUGCCGAAGAUGUUUGGUUUGGUAAUAGUAGUGCUGGAAUUAGCACGGUUUUAAACAACACUGGAUCAGGAACUUUAGAUGGUGGUUAUAGAGUAAAGGGGUUGGUUAACCUUGGAAAUACUUGCUUCUUCAAUUCAGUAAUGCAGAACCUUUUUGCCAUUGAUACAUUGCGGGAUUACUUCAUGAAUUUAGACUGGCCUGAUGGGCCUAUGACUACGGCUUUAAAGAAGCUUUUCAGUGAAGUAAGUCUGGAAGUGGAUUCAGGGAGUGUGAUAAACCCAAAAUCCUUCUUUGGGUGCAUCUGUGCCAAAGCUCCCCAAUUUAGGGGAUACCAGGAACAGGACAGCCAUGAAUUGCUCCGGUGCUUGCUUGAUGGGUUGUGUACCGAGCAGUUGGGAGCGAGAAAAUUACGGAAUUCUUCUGGGGAAGAUGGAGCCACUUCAGAUCAAGGUCCCACUUUUGUAGAUGCAAUAUUUGGGGGUCAACUAACCAGUACUGUUUGCUGCAUGGAGUGUGGGCACUCAUCGGUUGUUUUUGAGCCCUUUUUGGAUCUCUCACUGCCAGUGCCAACUAAAAAAUCUCCACCUAAGAGGGCCCCAAUAGUCUCAAGACCCAGGAAAACGAAGUUGCAUCCUAAGAAAGGUGGGAGAACCCGUUUAAAGGAGAGUGCUAAUUUCUCCCCCAUAUUGCCAAAGCAUGAGCCUGAUCCUGGUCCAUCAGAAAGCAAUGGUUCUUCUAUUUUGCCUUCCAGCGUACCUGUUGUCAAACAAUCGGUGGCUCCAGUUGAUGAUUCUUCUUGGAUGGAUUACAUUGAAAGCGUGCCUGUUGCAGAAAAAUUAGUGGCUUCAGUUGAUGAUUCUUCUUGGUUGGAUUAUAGUGAAACAGGUAAUGCAUCAGAGUUCCUAGUUUCAAUUCCUCAGAAUCAGGAUACCUCAGAUGCUCAAGAUUCUGGAGACAAGCAGGUCUACAAGGAUGUUGCAGAGCAGAUAGCUGGGCCCUCAGAUGGUGUUUCAAGGCUAGGAUAUGCACAACCAGUUGAAGUUGCUGCCGAGCACCAUUUAGUUCCCCAAAACUAUGAUAACUCAGCUAUUCAAGAUUCUGAAAACAAGCAAGUUAUCCAGAAUGGCAUGUUACAGGAUAGUUCGGAACUCCUGAGCCAGGGUUGCUCUUCUAAUAGGGAAUCAAAGUUGGACUUCUAUUCUUCUCAGGGUAACUCUUGUGAAGAUGAGCUCCCUUUACAGGUUCAAAGUUCAGAAGUUCUGUUGCUUCCCUAUAAAGAGGAAAACUCUACUGCCGAAGAGAUCAUGAGAAAUGAAGGUGAGGCCUCCACAUCUCUUGCAAGCUGCGAACCAGACAGGUUAGACUUUGAUGGCUUUGGGGACUUAUUUAAUGAGCCUGAGAUGGUUCCUGAUCCCAGUACAAAAUCCUGGUCAGGUGACAUGAGCAUCGAGUUCCAAGCAAGUGAAAUGACAGAAACAAGUUUUAUUUCAGGAAACAGCUGUGACACUGAUCCAGAUGAAGUUGAUAAUACGGAUGCGCCAGUCUCUAUAGAUAGUUGUUUGGCAUAUUUUACGAAGCCUGAACUUCUCCCUGACAAGCAUGCUUGGCAUUGUGAAAAUUGUUCUAAGAUUUUGCAAGGCCAAAGGAUGGAAGGUAAACGGUGUCUGGAGAAAACAGCACUAAGGACUAGUAUAAACGGAGUUGAGGUAAGAAGUGGAAAUGCCCCAUCAGGUUUCAACAAGGAUUCUCGGCAUCUCACCAAAUGCAGUCAUUUGAACAAUGGGAAGCUUGAAAAUGAUACUGUUUCCACAAUUACUGCUGAAAGCUUACCUCUGAAUAAUAAGGGACUUGAUGAUUCAAGCCAUAAUUGCACUAAGCUUGAAAUCUGUCGAACGGGAGAGGAGACAGAUCCAGAGUUUGUAAACCCCAUCUCCAAUUGUCUAGAUUGUUUGAAAAUUUUGCAAGGAGACAAAGUACUUGGUUUGCCAAACCAUACAACUCAGGAGCAAGCGGAAACUUCGGAUCACCAUGAUUCUAGCAUUCAAACCAGUGAUUUGUGUAAUUUGGAUGAGUAUAACUGUAUCCAACGCAACACUGUUCAAGUGCAGCCUAAGGUUUCCCAGCCUUCGGCUAGAGUAUGUGACUCAGAUGAGAAUGAGGAUGGGGAAGCAGACUCAAAAAAUGUGAAGGUAAUGAGAGAUGCAACUAAGAGGAUUCUCAUCAAUAGGGUCCCACCUAUCCUGACCAUUCAUCUUAAGAGAUUCAGUCAAGAUUCCCGUGGCCGCUUAAACAAACUCAGUGGUCAUGUUAGUUUCGAAGAAACAAUUGAUCUUUGGCCUUAUAUGGAUCCCAGGUGCGGAGAAGAGAGACAUAAGUGUAAAUACCACCUAGUUGGGGUGGUGGUGCAUUCUGGGACCAUGCAAGGAGGCCAUUAUAUUGCAUAUGUGAGAGGCAAUAAAAGCCGAGAGAGAACUGAGCAUUUCGGUGUCGAAUCCAAAUGGUACUAUACCAGUGACUCUUAUGUCCGUGAGGUUUCUCUUGGAGAAGUUCUGCGGAGUGAGGCAUACAUCUUAUUUUAUGAAAAAGUUUGAAAAUUCUUUCCAUUUUCAUUCAUUCCCUUGUUCAGUGAUACUGAGCUUCAAUGCAACUAAGCCCCCACCCCCUCAACAGAAGGUAAGAAGGAGAGCAAAUGAAGGGCUUGAGAAGCAGAGGUGAGUUAAACAACAUUUUUGAAUCCCAAGGAGGAUUUCAUACUUAUUUGCCGAAAAUUGUAAAAGUGAGAGGUUUUUUGUUUCAUUAAUUACAGAGGGUUUUCUUUUAG